Endocarpon pusillum Z07020 is the source of this 1077-nucleotide messenger RNA. RefSeq lists its product as uncharacterized. Gene Ontology annotation, cellular component: endoplasmic reticulum membrane. Gene Ontology annotation, biological process: CAAX-box protein processing. Gene Ontology annotation, molecular function: metalloendopeptidase activity. NCBI's taxonomy places the organism in Eukaryota, Fungi, Ascomycota, Eurotiomycetes, Verrucariales, Verrucariaceae. The coding region runs from base 1 to 1077 and encodes 358 amino acids. The transcript has 3 exons. The record is from RefSeq and is a predicted model, not a curated record.
AUGCCACCCACCAAUUUGCUUAACCGACUGAAGCGUUACUAUGAUGCCAAUUCUGAAAAAGAUCUACCCAUCGUCUCGCCGAGUAUAGCUGCUUCUUUGUCGACCCUCUUUACCCUCGUCUACGUCCUGCCAUUCUACCUCUUCCCCUCGACCCGGCCGUCACCAAACCUCAAUCGUGAUGCUCCUACCGUGAUUCGUGCUCGAAUUCGCACCGUCUCCUUCGCUUGCUUCAUCAGCACACUCUCGACCAUCUACUUGAUCCACUACCAGUCCACCAAAACCGCUAACUCUGACAACUUUGUCUCCCUCGAAACCCUCCACCUCCUAGGCUACUGGCCCCUCUUUCAAAACUUCACCACAUCCCUACUCGACCCUCUCCUGCUAACCUCCAUACUCUUCCUCGGCCCCUUGUUCGAAAAACUCGUAGUCCAACAGUCCUACCGCCACUGGCUCACCGGCCCAGCCUCCCUACCUACCACCCUGCGCAGCAGCACUGGCUUCCGGAACUACGUCGCCGGACCCAUAACGGAAGAGAUCCUCUUCCGCUCGGUGAUCAUCCCCUUACAUCUCCUCGCCAGGAUUUCACCUACCAAGAUCGUUUUCCUAACCCCGCUCUACUUCGGAAUCGCACAUGUACACCAUUUCUAUGAGUUCACGCUCACACAUCCAUAUAUGUCGACUUUGCCUGCGCUGUUGAGGUCGCUGUUUCAGUUCACCUACACGACGCUGUUUGGGUGGUAUGCGGCAUUCGUGUACUUGAGGACUGGUUCGCUGAUCACAGUGAUUUUGAUGCAUAGUCUUUGUAAUUGGUGUGGGCUGCCGAGGUUCUGGGGGAGAGUCGCGGCAGGAGAGCCGAUUGGCCCACCUCCAGGAUUUGUGCGCGUUGAAGGUAGUGGCAAGGACGAUGACGAAACUGAUGUGGACGCCAUUCAUGUUGGAGGCGCAAGCCAAGUUCCAGGCCUUGCUUGGACCGUGGCAUACUAUUUGCUUCUGUCGAUUGGGGUCUACGGGUUCAAAGCCGGAUUAUGGAGAUUGACUGAGUCGAGCAAUGCUUUGGCGUCCUUCGGUGAAACAUAG